Rotaria sp. Silwood1 is the source of this 2586-nucleotide messenger RNA. NCBI's taxonomy places the organism in Eukaryota, Metazoa, Rotifera, Eurotatoria, Philodinida, Philodinidae. The record is from the annotation of a GenBank genome assembly.
AUGAGCUCGAUCCACGAAGCAGCCGUGGCGGGUAAUAGUGAAAAACUGAAGCUGCUCAUUGAAAAUGGUGCAAAUGUAAAUUUAAAAGACUCGAAAGGUCUUCGUCCAUUACAUUAUGCAACAUGGCAAGGUCGUACGGAAUCAGUUUUUAUUCUUUUACGUUCUGGUGCUAAUGUACAUGAACAGUCAUUGGAUGGUGAUACACCAUUACAUUUAGCCAGUCAAUAUGGUCAUCAUGAAAUAGUACAAUUACUUUUAUUUCAUCAUACUGAUCCAACAAUAUUAAAUCGUCGUCAACUAACAUCAAUUGACUUAGCAUGUGAACAUGGACAUUUUCAUGUUGUGAAUUCACUUAUACAUAAUAAAUUAUGCCACCAAAUGAUUUUAAAUAAUCACAAUAAUAAUGAACAACAUACACCAUUACAUUUAGCAGCAAAAAAUGGACAUACGGAUAUUAUUCGUUUAUUAUUAUUAAAUGGAAUGGAUAUUAAUCGUAUGACAAUAAAUGAUGGAAGUGCAUUACAUGUUGCAUGUAGAAAUGGACGAUAUGAAACAGCAAAAUUAUUAUUAGAAUGUGGAAUUGAUAUUAACCUUCGUAAUUCCUAUGAGCAAACGGCUUCUGAAGUAGUGAUUAAACAAAAAAGUGGUAAUGAUAUUAAACGAUUAAUAAAAGAAUUUUCUGAUGCCAUAUUAGUUCGAGCUAUUCGAUCAUAUACAGAUAACCAUGUUGGUGCUUUGAAUUUUAUUGAAGGAGACUGUAUAACUGUUCUUGAUCGUAAUCCAACAGGUCAAUGGCGUGGUUUUAUUUUACAAGAUGAUCUUACAACUCGAACGGGUUAUUUUCCAAGUACAUAUGUUCAAUUGAAUACAACGAUAAUCAAUGGUAAAGAAAUUCAAACAUAUAGUGAUAAUCAUUCUCCUAUUGAUAUUGAUUCUAUGUCACGAUCAUCUCAAGUUGAUUCUGCUUUAACAACAAUUUCUAGUUGGAGCUCACGUUUGAAACGUCAUAGUCCAACUAAUAAUAUUUAUCGUCAUAGUGCAGCAAGUAGUAUUGACAGUGGAAGAAGCUCAACACUUCUAUAUGAUAGUCCAAAAACUCGUGCUUUAUCAAGUUUUAUGGGUAUUGGCGAUGCUCGUUCUAUAUGUAGUAGUGAAUCAAAAUCAUCUGAUCCAGAUAAAACAAGUUAUCGAAGUUCAAAUAGUAGUUUAGAUGAAUCUGGCACAUUAAAUAUCAAUAGACUUUUACGUAAUGGUACAUCAGAGAAUGAAAUUGUUUUUGCAUGGCUACGUGAAUUUUCCUAUGAAAAUUAUGCCGAGAACUUUAUAACAAAUGGUUAUGAUAUACAAACAAUUGCUCGAAUGACACCUGAAGAUUUAACAGCCAUUGGAAUUACUCAUCCAUCUCAUCGAAGAAAAAUUAAAAGUGAAAUAGCUCGAUUACAUUUACCUGAUGGUUUACCUGAUUUUAAACCAGAUACACUUUAUGAUUGGCUAUGCUAUCUUCGUUUAGAUGAAUAUAUGUCUUUAUUAAGUAAACAAAAUUAUAAAAAAUUAUCAGAUAUAAAAAAUAUUGCUUGGGAAGAUUUAGAAGAUAUUGGUAUAACACGUUUAGGUCAUCAAAAACGUUUUAUGCUUGGUAUAAAACGUUUAAUUGAUAUUGAUAAAGGACAUUAUCAAUCAAAUCCAAAUAAAAUCAAUUCUUCAUCGAAAAUACAAAUGAAAUCAACAAUGGAACGUUGUAAUUCUUUAGAACAUAAUGAAUUUAUUCAAAAAGCAUUCAUUCGAUCACCAGUUAAUGAUGAUUCAUCAACUUAUGCAACUCUUCGAAAAUAUCAAUUUUCACCGAAUUCUUCAACUAAUAAACAACGUAUCGGAUCAUCUGGAAUUUACACACCAACAUUAUCUUUUCGUUUACCACCACCAUUAUCAUCAACAACGAUAAAUUCAUCAAUUAAUAAUUAUCAAACAAUAGCAUCAAAUCGAACACGUAGUUUAGAAAGUAUUCAUACAAAAGAAUCAAAAUUAGAUACAAAUAACAAUCAAUAUGUGUCAGUUCCAUCUCAAUGUGCUCAACAUUCAACAAUGAUAAAUAAUUUACAAUUACUUAAUGAUAUAAAUUUAUCAUCAAGUACAGAAUCAACAAAUUGUAUUCCAUUUGCAAAUGAAAAUAUAGGAACAAUUAAGCAACGUUCACCAUUAGAUCAUUAUAAUACAUUAACAGUAAAACAAUCAUUUGAUACAAUAAAACGUUCAUUACCUAUCGAAUUUUUUCAACAAACAAAUAUUCAUUCAACAGCAACAGUACCUAUUUACGAUAAUAAUGAACAUUUUAUUCAUAAGACUACAACUUCACCUUUUAAACAAUUAAAAAAAACAUCAUUACCAGCAACCGAACGAGAUACAUCGUCAACAAAUACAGAUAAAAAUUUACAAUGUAUUGAAACAUCGAAAAAAAAUAAAGAAAAUAAAAUAAUCAAACAUGAUGCAACGAAUGUUUUAUCUGAUAUUGAUUCAAUGUUGUCUGAUCUUAAUCGUGAACUUGAUCAAAUGCUUGAUUAUGAAACAACGACUUCAAUUCGAUCUUAA